Salvia splendens (bonfire salvia) is the source of this 4811-nucleotide messenger RNA. Its product is annotated as myosin-11. The transcript has 8 exons. The coding region runs from base 191 to 4549 and encodes 1452 amino acids. The record is from RefSeq and is a predicted model, not a curated record. NCBI's taxonomy places the organism in Eukaryota, Viridiplantae, Streptophyta, Magnoliopsida, Lamiales, Lamiaceae.
CAACUGUUCAUUUCUAACAUACAUAUAGGUUGAAAGAAAAAUGACAAGCCAGCUAACGCCUCUUUCUCUCUCUCUCUCUCUCUCUCUACCUGCAUUGUUACUAUCACUACAAUGUAUAACAAUCCUCACUUUACUAGAUAUAUAUAUAUAUCUUCACUCCUAAUGCUCUGUAGCUCAAGAAAAUCACAGAAUGUUGAAGCUACAGAGGCCAGCCAACAGAUCAUCCAAACAAAAAGAGGGAUUUCAUUUCAAGUUCUCCAAUUUUCAAGCCCUUCAGGUGCCAAAGGGAUGGGACAGGCUUUUUCUGUCUUUGCUUUCUGCAGAAACUGGGAAGACAAUAGCUAAAUUGGGUAAAGCACUUGUUAAGAAUGGGAGUUGCCACUGGUCCAACACUGUCACCGAAUCUAUCUACAUUUCAAAAUAUGAUUCUUCAAAAUCCUACGAGGAAUGCCUCCUCAAGAUUAUCGUUUCAACGGGCUCAACAAGAUCUGCCAACACCCUUGGAGAAGCAAUCAUCAACAUGGCACAGCAUACCACUUCAAGGGCCUCUGCUGCUGCAGUUUCACAGCCUCUUCAAAAAUGCAGCUAUGGCACAAUUCUGCAGGUCAAAAUUCAGCGCCUAAAUCUUCCUAGAUCAAAGAUCAGAGACGAGGGAUCAAAGAGCUCCGAUUCUCAAGAAAAAGUCGAGGAUGUGGAUCAUCACGUUGGCCUGGGGAGGAAAUCGCGUAGAUCAGAUGAGUCGAGUGAUAGUAUUAAUAAACAUACAAGGGAAGAUCCAGCCACCACCUCUCGUCCACUGCAAUUAGACAGCGAGGAAGCAAGUGAAUCAGCAACUGUUGUGAUCAAUAGCAUCAGCUCUAUGGAGGGAUCCUAUGAGAGGGAAAACUCAUUCGGAGAGAGGAGUGAUGAAUAUAGAUCUCAUGAGAGACGAGGCAGGGGAAGCAACGGUGGUGAUCUACUACCUGAGUUUUACUCAAUUGAUGAUGAUGUUGGUGGUGAGACACCAUCAAACCAGUCACCUAUGUAUUUAAGAGAGAAUUUCCAUAAUGAAGCAUCAGUGAGCAGGUGGUCAAUGCCAAAUGUAGGUUCUUCGAGGAAUCUUCUGGAAGCUGCAGAAGACACGAUUGAGGAACUCAGAGCAGAAGCCAAGAUGUGGGAGAGAAAUGCAAGGAAGCUGAUGAUUGAUCUGGAUAUAUCGAGGAAGGAGUUCUCGAAUCUAUCAAAGAAGCAGGUAGAGUGGGGAGUGGAGCUCUCAGCCGCAUAUGCAGAACAGGACUGCUUAAGGAGGCAACUCGAGAAGGCGAUGGAAGAUAUGCAACAGUUGGCCAAGAAUGAGGAAGCUCCUAUCAUUCAGUCUCGGAGUUUUCAGAAGGAGUUGGAGAGUGAGAUUAAGUACCAACAAGAUUUAAAUGAUGACUUGUGCCAGCAACUGAAACAAAGCCAAGAAUCAAAUAUUGAGCUUGUUUCUGUUCUUCAAGAACUCGAGGAGACGAUAGAACAACAGAGGAUUGAGAUAGAGAAUCUUUCAUCUCUCAAGUUGAACUUUGUAGAUCUACAGAAUUCUUUGGAUAAAAGUUCAGAGGAAAAGAGGACUUUGUCGCUGCAACUGGAGCAACUCUGGGAGUCGGAGAGGAAUCUGAAAUCUGAAAUUCAGUUGCUCGACGAAGCUUUGCAGGAUAAAAAUGAUGAGCUGGAGAAGGAAAGGGAAUCACACAGAGAGGUUCUGUCACAAGUGGAAGCGGAAUACAAUCGCAAAAUGUUAGCCAAAGAGGAAGAAAAUGCCAGUUUGGAAGGGAAGCUUUCAGAUUACAUCAAAGAUAAAGAGUUGAAAGGGAAUGCUGAAAGUGAUUUGGAUCUCAUCAGAGAGAUAGAGUCAUUGAAGGAAAAAGUCAGAGAGUUGGAGAAGGACUGCACUGAGCUCACUGAUGAAAAUCUUGACCUCUUGUUCAAGCUCAAGGAUUCGAAUAAGACGGACAUCAGAAAAUGCUCGUCUUUUGGCUCAGUGACAAGUGAGCACCCAACGUCAUGUCCCAGCGAGGAGUCUGAAGUGAGUGACCCUAGAUACCAAGUUUCCAACCUGGAAGGAGAGAUCGGGGAGGAGGUCAGUGUGGAGGUGCAGCUUUCUGGCUUGGAAAGCUCUCAGCAUUUUGCUGAAAUUUUAGAACAAAUGGAUAAAGCUUUUCACCUUCUGACGAAGCCAUGGUAUGGAAGGUCUGAGAAUGGAGGCGAUUAUCUUCACGGUCUUGUGAUUUCAGACAAGGUUAACACUACUAGAAUGUCAGUUGAAUCAAUCCAUAGCCUGUUGCUAGAGCUCAACGAGCUCUUGGAAACAAGGAUAUCUGAGUCUGCUGAAAUUCUUAAGAAUCAUGAGGCUGAGAUCAAUAAGAGAGAUGUCAUUAUAUCUGAGGCUAGAAAGAAAAUGGAAGAGAGCAUUUUGAAAGUUGAAGAACUUGGAAAAAUGAAGGCCAAAAGUGAGGAGAAUAAUGCAAAUCUAAUGAGGGAAUUGGAACAGAAAAAAUCUGAGAUUGGUUACAUGGAGGCUGAUCUUCUGUCAAAGAGAAAGGAGACCGACUUUCUUUUACAUAGACGACAAGAACUAGAAUCAGAAGUUUCUAAACUUCAACAGGAAACGAGCCGUUUGGAGCAGGAUUUAGAAGUUGCAGUAAGGGAGAGGAAAAUCUCCUCAGAAUGCAUGGAGAAUCUUCAAAGUGAGGUCACAGCUCUUAGAGAUGCUGUUAGUUCCCAUGUUUCUGCUAACACUGAUCUCGAAAUUAACAUAAAGCAGCUAGAAAUAAGAAGUCAUGAACUACAGAACAGUUUAUCAGAAUUGCUAGAAGAAAACACGUGGUUGCAGGCGUGCAUUUCUGAUCAGGAAGUUCAAGUGCAUCAACUGAGAGAUGAAAAGUUAGUGUUCUUGCAGAAAAUUGAGGAUUACAAAUCUAGCUUGACUAGCCUCCAAGAUGAGAUCCGCGAAAGCAAAGACGAAAUGGACGUUCAAAUAUUGGAUCUCAAACAAAAAUCAGAAGAUAUAAGGAAACAGUGGCUAGGAGCUCAAGAAGAGUGUGUGUACCUUAGAGAAGAAAACAAUACACUGCAGGCGUCUGCUGCUAGUUCUGCUGCAGAAACUAUAGACCUUCAAAAUUUGAACUCAGAACUGAAGAGAGAAAACCAGAAACUGCAUGAGAAAUGUCUGGAACUGGUGGAUCAACUGAGUGAAAUGGAGAAAAGUCUGGCUGAUUGCACCAAAAAGGUCGAGUCUAUGCAAGACCAUCUCGCGUCAGUACAAGAGGACUUUGUGGUGAGAGAGAGCCAUCUCAAAUCAGAAUUAGAUGCACUUGUUAAAGAAAAAAGCUACCAGAAAGAGAAACUUGCUGAAGAGGAGAGUUUGCAGCAGUUACUCUUGGAGAAGACAACGGAAUUUCAGAGCCUUCAAAAAGAGGUGGAAAGCCUCAGCAAGCAACUAUCCGAUGCUUGUGAAGAAAGGGAAAGAAUUUCCACUGAAGCUUCCAGUUUACUGGCAGAAAAGGCUGAGCUGCAAUAUUCCCUUCGAGAAGCUCACCAGGAAGCUAAAUCGGCCAAAAACAAACUCAACGCAGCUUUGCAAGAAUCUGAGUUUAAAGUUGAAGAAUUGACAAAUCAACUAGCUGCGUCUAAUCAAAGGCUUGACAGAUUGACGACUGAUUAUGAUAGAAAUCUUAAAUUAGUGGCAAAUUACAGGAAAAUCGAAGAAAAACUCAAGACGGAAUUGAAUGACAUUGAAUUGAAGCAUACCAUCUCUGAAUAUGAGUGCCAGCAGCUUACCAGAGAAAUGAGCAGUUUGAAGAUUCAGCUACAAAUCAUGUAUGAGCUUGAAGAUGAAGUCUCAGUCUUAAAAAGCGAGCUCAGAGAAAGCAAGGUCGAUAAGGGAAACCUGGAGGCUGCAUUGCAUACCAUCUCAGGGAAUUAUGAGGAACUGAAGACAGAGAAGAUUUCAUUGUCGGAGAAAAUCACAUACUUUGAGGAUGCCAUGUCUGAGUUGGAGGAAUGCAAAAGGAGCAAGUCGUGCCUAGAAGAAAAGCUUCUGCAAAUGGAGAAGGAUUUAAGUGAAAAAGAGAUUAUAUCCAUCCAAAAUGAGGAUCUUAAACACGAGGUGACUGAGGUGAAGAGAUUGAAGGUGCAGUUUCAGCAGAAGAUGUACAGACUGGAGGUGGAGAAAGACGAAUGCUUGAAGAAAGUGCAAGCUCUUGAAGAUAAUCUAAGACUGAUGGAGGAGAAAAGCAAAGAGGGAGCUCAUAAUUUAGAUUUCAAUGAUGAAGAUCCUCUCGCUGUCAGUGUGGAUAGCACGACAAAGAGACAGAUGGUUGAGAAUGAAACUGCAGAGAGCAGGCAGAAGAAGAAUGGGGGUAGAGACAAGUAUGAAAGAACAAAGUCUUCAUUGGAAACAGAGCUACGGGACCUGAAGCAGCGCUACCUAGAGAUGAGUCUUAAGUAUGCGGAAGUGGAGGGGGAACGCGAGGAUCUUGUCAUGAAGCUCAGAGCAACCAGGACUGGAAACAGGUGGUUCUCAUGACUCCCCCGGCCCUAGUACUAUACAUAUAAACAUGUAUGUAUGCAACAACUAGUACUAAAGUAGUAGAUGCACUAGCAAAUCUGCUUCUGCAUAUAGGAGGAGUAAGUAAUAAGUCAUGAUGUCACAGAGGUGUAUUGUAUGCACAAUACAGACUCAGAAUAAACGAGAUAUAUAUGGAAAGUUGCACGUUCAAGGAUCUAUGUUAUAAGUGGAUGAAUCAAUUUAGUUUUCAAACUUAGUGUAAUUAUUUAUAAUAAUCUAA